AUGUCUGGACACGGGAAGAAAAAUGCAGUGCCACUACUCACAGCGAAGAAAACAAAAUCAGCCAAGGCUGGUCUGCAGUUCCCAGCGGGUCGUAUCUACGGGCUACUGAAGAGAGGCAACUAUGUUGAGAGAGUAAGUCCUGCUGCGGCCAUCUACCUGGCUGGGGUGCUGGAGUACCUGAGCGCGGAGAUCCUGGAGCUGGCGGGAAACGCUGCCCAGGAGAACAAGAAAAAGAGGAUCCUGCCGCGACACAUCCAGCUGGCCGUGAGAAACGAUGAAGAGCUGAACAAGCUGUUCUCUUGUGUGACCAUUGCCCAAGGAGGGGUUAUACCAAAUGUUCUUCCUCAGCUUCUUCCAAAAAAGACCAUGUCUCUGAAACCACGACACAAAGGUGUCCAGUCGCAGGAGUUCUAG
This is a messenger RNA of Tinamus guttatus (white-throated tinamou), 414 nucleotides long. The record is from RefSeq and is a predicted model, not a curated record. Lineage: Eukaryota; Metazoa; Chordata; Aves; Tinamiformes; Tinamidae.